Messenger RNA from Patella vulgata (common limpet), 3198 nucleotides. Its product is annotated as mannosyl-oligosaccharide glucosidase. Lineage: Eukaryota; Metazoa; Mollusca; Gastropoda; Patellidae. The transcript has 2 exons. The record is from RefSeq and is a predicted model, not a curated record. Gene Ontology annotation, molecular function: Glc3Man9GlcNAc2 oligosaccharide glucosidase activity. Gene Ontology annotation, biological process: protein N-linked glycosylation; oligosaccharide metabolic process. Gene Ontology annotation, cellular component: endoplasmic reticulum membrane. The coding region runs from base 133 to 2592 and encodes 819 amino acids.
UGUUUUGCAUUUGGAGAGAGCUUUACGUGUCACUGUCUUACCGUUUCGAUUAAUGUGGGCAGAAUGGGUGAAACCUAGAUUUGAAUUUUGGUGAAAACGUGUGAAUUAUAUCGUGUGACAGUCACAAAAAAUAUGACGAAAGAUAGAUCAGAUACAAGACGGCGGCAUCUAGUCAAGAAUAAACCCCCAGAAAUAGUAAAUAACCAUGUCCCCACCAGGGUAUCAUCAAAGACAAAACAGGGAAUGGAUUUCAGGACAAAAUUGAUUGGCAUAUUUGUGACGACAGUGUCAGUUGCACUUAUUGCAUAUUUUAGAUAUCAACAGUUAUUAAAGGAUGCUGUGAAUACUCCAUUUGAUUCGCCUAAAAUCAUCCAUGAUAACAGUUCCAGCGCACUAGUAACACCAGAAAGAUUUUGGGGAUCAUACAGACCCCACACAUAUUUUGGUCUAAAGACUAGAACAGCUCAUUCACCUGUUGUAGGCCUAAUGUGGCUUCAACAGUUUACUGGUAAAAUGCCUCCUCCAAUAAGACAUUGGUGCAAUCAAGAUGACCAAAUUAAAGGAUAUGGUUGGACUGCCCAUGAUGGUGUUAAUUUUGGUGUGCAAGAAAUAAAUGAUGAUAAUUUUGUAUUAAAUACAUCAUUUGUAAAACGGAGUGGAGGUAUUCAUGGUGGUGAUUGGACUGCUAAAAUAUCUGUGAUGCCAAAGGAAAGUGGUUCUCCAGUUUUUGUAUCUCUAAUGUUUUACAUGGCUUUAGAUGGACAAGGACAUCUGAACCCUGUAGCAUCAAAGAAUCGACUUACAGAAAUAAAUGGAAACACAGAAGAAUUAGGCAAUUUUAGGAUGUCUUUUCCAAAAGCAUCAGCAAAAAGUCCUAAAUACCAUCACCUGGUUACCUACACUCAAAGCAUAGAGAAACUUAAAGAGGUUAUGAUGGGAAAUAUAAGAGUUGAUGCCUGGGAUAAAGCUAGAACAAUGCCCUAUUUUAUUUUGGGUGGAAGGAUGGUUCCAAGAGAUAGUCCAGGUGGUCCUAACUACGCUGUACACCAAAUAACGGCUCAGUUACCCAUAGAAAUGGAAGUUUUAUUUGAAUCUGAAAGUGUUGAAGACAGAACAGAACCAUUGUCAGGAGAAACGUAUGACAAAACACUUCAUAAAUAUCUGGCACGAUUUGACCAGAAAUUUACUGAUUUAUUUCAGCUACAGAGAAAGGGUUAUAACAAAUCAGUGACAAAAUUUGCUACAUCAGCUAUGUCCAACAUGAUUGGUGGGAUUGGGUAUUUUUAUGGAUCAUCAAUAGUGCAGUCAAAAUAUCAUAAAGAACCUGUAAAUUAUUGGAAAGCCCCUUUGUACACGGCUGUGCCUUCUCGACCUUUCUUCCCCAGAGGGUUUUUAUGGGAUGAAGGCUUUCACAAUAUUUUGAUUCGAGAAUGGGAUGAAUCCAUUUCAAGAGACAUCUUGUUCCACUGGUUAGAUUUAUUAAAUUCUGAGGGUUGGAUACCAAGAGAACAGAUUCUUGGUGAAGAGGCAAGAGCUAAAGUCCCGGCACAAUUUGUCGUUCAGCAAAAUAGAAAUGCAAACCCACCAACCUUCUUCCUUCCACUGCAAAAGAUAAUAAGCAAUAUGAUUAAAAGUAAUACAGAUAAAGAUCGUGCUAUCCUAAAAGCUUUGUACCCUAGAUUAAAGGCAUGGUAUAACUGGUACAAUUCAACUCAAGUUGGAUCACAGAGAUCUGUGUAUAGGUGGAGGGGCAGGGACCCAACUACUAACAAACAACUCAAUCCUCAAACACUAACUUCAGGCCUUGAUGAUUAUCCAAGAGCUUCUCAUCCUACUGAUGACGAGAGACAUGUUGAUCUACGCUGCUGGAUGGCAUUAGCAUCAGGUGUAAUGGCAGAUAUUGCUAGAGCAUUAAAUGCUGACUGGGAGGAAUACAGAGCAACUUAUCAGAUGUUAUCAGAUAAUAAAUUACUUGAUGAACUUCACUGGUCCAAAGAGGGUCAGCAAUAUAGUGAUUAUGGUUUUCAUACAGACAAAGUAAAAUUAGAAUUUCCUAAAGUUAAUCCAAAUCAGCCACCAGGCCAGCAGCCAGAGAAAGUCAGAGUUGAGAUAACUAAUCCAAAAUAUCAGUUUGUCAAUUCUUUUGGAUAUGUGAGCUUAUUUCCCUUUUUGUUAAAAAUUGUAGAACCAAGUUCUCCAAAACUAUUUACAAUUUUAAAUAACAUAAAAAAUCCCAAUAUGUUAUGGACUGAUUAUGGAUUAAGAUCAUUAGCGCGUAGUGCCAAGCUUUAUAAGAGAUACAAUACCCAACAUGACGGUCCAUACUGGAGAGGAGCUAUAUGGAUAAAUAUGAACUAUUUAACAUUAGGGGCAUUAAAUCAUUAUUCUUUAACUGAGGGACCAUAUCAAGAACUAGCUAAGACAAUUUACAAAGAUUUAAGAAAUAAUAUAGUAGAAAAUAUGUAUAGACAAUAUAUAAAAACUGGAUAUAUUUGGGAAAAUUAUGAUGAUAAAACUGGUGAUGGCAAAGGAAGUCAUCCAUUUACUGGUUGGUCAGCCCUUGUAGUCCUCAUAAUGGCUGAAAAAUACUAAGUACCUUGUUAUGUUUUAUCAUCAGAAACUACUCACAUUUCAAUAGUUGUUACCCAAUUAAGAACUUAAUAUAGACAGAAUCACAGGUGUAGAUGAAGAUUUUUAUAUGUUCACACUUUGCCAAGUAAGCCAAGCCCAUUAUCAUAUCAGGCAAUGAAAUAAUCUGUUAUGGCUGCGACUCACAUAGAAAUGUACUCUUCUUGUCAUGAGGGAUUUCAAAGAAUAGACUGAAUCACACAUGUAUAUAUAGAUUUUUUUAUAUGUUCAGACGUGCCAUUUAAGCUAAGCUCGUUAUCACAUCAGGUAAUGAGAUAACCUCUGCUGUCAUGGCUACGACUCACAUAGAAUCGGCACAGAAUUUGUUAUACUCUGGUCAUGAGAGAGAGAGAAAUGGGGUUUAACGUCCACUCGACACAAACUAGGUCAUUUCGGGACUAACAUGGUUCAAUUAUAUUUACAUAAUUCGCUUGCGCGUAGGGGUCUUUAGCAGUGGGAGGAAACCGGAGGCCCCAGAGAAAACCCACGAGGUUGGACAGGCGACCUUACUCCUUGCCACGUACAACCGGGGAUUCGAAACCACGCCAGUCGACUCAAUGACAGACUUUA